UGGCCGCUAGGGAACGGAAGGAUUUUGUGUGCGUGUGUUGUACAGUUUGUUGUGACGUCUUCUCCAUCAACAGUGAGCAGUGGUUGUGUAAGGGACACUGAGAGAGAGACACACACAAAAUUAGUUUCUCUCUACCAUAGAUUUACGCAUUUAGUUGUUGACAGCUUUGCUUUUCGAGCAAAAUGUUUUGUAGACGGUUUUGCCAGAGACUCGGCCCAAUUGCUACCAGAGUCUUCACUCCCACUUAUAGAAAAGCACCAGUGCGACACAUGGCCUUCGGGGUUCCUGGUGGCUCACCGAACAUGACGUACGUAGUUUUGUGUGGGGGAAGCCUCACUGCUGCAGUUGUCUAUGGCUACAAGACGAUCAUUGGUGAUAGUGAACGCUAUGAGGAAAGACUCGCCAACAUGGGCUCCACAGCAAAGGUGGAAGCUUCAUCAGCUGAGCCAGUGACAGCUGCUGCUGAACCUGCCCCAGUCGAGGAGCCGGUGCUGCCUGUGGAAUUGGUUGCUGAGACAGCCACUGCUGAACCUGCCCCAGUCGAGGAGACGGUGCUGCCUGUUGAAUUGGUCGCUGAGUCAGUCGCUUUACCCGCAGAGCCCGUAGAUGAGAGCGCUGUCGAGCCCGUUGUUGAGAAUGCGACAACCGAAGAUGUCGGAGCGGUUUCCGAGAUCAUUGCCCAGGAUGAAGCUGAGCCAGCUGCGGUGGAAGAAGCUCCAACAGUAUUAGCUGAAGCUGCUCCUACCUCUGUGGAGAUCAUAACCAUGGAGGCGACCCCAACAGAGGCGCCUGCAAGUUCUGAGGCAGCAACAGACCUUCUAACAGCUGUUAAAAUACUGGCUGGUGCCACUGAAAUUGCAGCAGCUUCUGUUGGGGAGUCAAGUUUGGUCAGAGCUGUCCGUCACAUAGAAGAGGAUGGAAAAGCUUUGGACUCUGUGUUGGAAGUGUUAGAAUCUGAAGUCCUUGAGAGAACCGAAGAACGCGCAGCUAAAGAACCCUCAGAUGAAAUGGUUACUGUCAUAAACGAAGAGGCGGCAGACCGUGCAGUGGUUAGUGGGGAUGAAGAGGUGACUACUGAAGAUAAAGUUUCUGUAGAAGUAAUUUUAGAGGAAGCCUCAUUCCCAGCUUCUGACGAAGAGGAGGAAGUUCCUCCUGAUGAAGCUGCACCUUUGGGCCCCACUGAAGAGAAUGCUUCAGGAAUACAAGCUGAAGAUCAGAAUCCAGCUCCUGAAGAAGUUGCACCAUCUGCGGAUUCGUCCAUCACUGCCGAAGCUCAGGUGGACCAAGAGCUUCCUGCGGCUCAAACGGCUGUAGAAGAGGGUGCUGAAGCACCGGCGGAAGAGACAGUCGCUACCUUGGAAGAAGAAUGCACCACUCAGCCUCCGGAACCUGAAACAGAAGCAGAGGGGCUUUCGGAACCUGAAUCUGGGUCAGAAGCAGAGGGGCUUUCAGUUGCUGAACAAGAGUCCAAUUGCCACCAUGAUUCCUUGGCAGAGGUGUCGAAUUCCGCUGUUGAUCAGCCAACUGAAACUGAAGAGAACUCAAGUGAUGAAUCAGCAUCAACUGAAGAGGCAAAAAGUCCAGAGGCAGUAGUGGUGGUGAUGAGCCAGUCCUGAAGUGACGGUGUGCCUUCCACUUCCCUCGUCAAACCUGGACAACCAAAAAAUACAAAGAAAUCUAGAUUUAUAUCAUUCAAAUGUGACCUUUUGACUUGUGUUAUUAUCCCAACGUCUUUUAAGUAAUCCAGUAAUUUACAUGUUGCUUUUAUUUUAGUGCAGUUUUAUCGUAUAUCCACUAGAUGUCACUAGCCAUUUUCAUUUAUGAAACUAAAUCUAUCUGUUUAGAAUCUCAGUUUGACGUAGAACUACUUUAGUUCAUGUGUCCUGUGAUUUACUAUAUUCAUUUUAAGUGUCUUUUAUAUUUAAAUAAUGACUUACGUGCAACAUACAUCGUAGUUUUGAGUAUUAUUAUUGAUAAUAUGAUGCAAAUGUGUUUUAAGAAAACAUUAGAGGACGACAAAGAAAUGGG
This is a messenger RNA of Corythoichthys intestinalis (scribbled pipefish), 2028 nucleotides long. It is a transcript of the gene mgarpb, whose product is annotated as mitochondria localized glutamic acid rich protein b. The transcript is spliced from 6 exons. NCBI's taxonomy places the organism in Eukaryota, Metazoa, Chordata, Actinopteri, Syngnathiformes, Syngnathidae. The record is from RefSeq and is a predicted model, not a curated record. Bases 183 to 1616 code for a protein of 477 amino acids.